Chrysoperla carnea is the source of this 3740-nucleotide messenger RNA. RefSeq names its product calsyntenin-1 (gene Cals). Gene Ontology annotation, cellular component: cell surface; postsynaptic membrane. Gene Ontology annotation, biological process: positive regulation of synaptic transmission; homophilic cell-cell adhesion; positive regulation of synapse assembly. The transcript is spliced from 18 exons. Bases 476 to 3613 code for a protein of 1045 amino acids. The record is from RefSeq and is a predicted model, not a curated record. NCBI's taxonomy places the organism in Eukaryota, Metazoa, Arthropoda, Insecta, Neuroptera, Chrysopidae. Gene Ontology annotation, molecular function: kinesin binding; calcium ion binding; X11-like protein binding.
CACCAUUUCAAAUAAUAAUACUAUACCGUAUAUACUACAUACUAGUGUAAAGUGUUGAACAUACCGAAGACAGUUGAAUCAGUCGACGAAGUUGAUAUUUAUACCAACCGAACAUUGAACGGCGAAAGGCUUGUAUGAAAAUCAAUCCACAAAUUCUUGCUCUGCUUGGUACAUGGUACUAUGUACUGAACGAUACAUACAUACAUACAUACAUGUUCACACAUACAUCACAUACACGAGCACACCAUCAGAGUACUAUUUAGAAGCCAUUUUGUUUUCAUGAUUGUGAGAAGAUUAUUACAAUAGAAGAGACAUACAACCGUGCUACAAAAAUGCAAUAUUCAAACAAUUGAAACGGGAAACAAAAGUGUGUUUUUUGUUUUGUAAAUUGUAUAUGGUGUUCUAAAGAAUAAUUUUGAACAAAAAUUAAUUUUAAUUUUUGAACAAAAAAAAAAAAAAAAUAAAAAACAAAAACAUGUUAUUAAAAUUGUGUAUAGUGUUUUGCGCUGUUAAUUACGUGUUUUGUGAUACAGAUUUAAAUAAUUAUGAUUCAGAUGGUAAUUCCCUUGCAGUUCCACGUUUAGAUAUACCAAAUCUAGAAAAUGGUUAUCAUGGUCUAAUCAAAGAAAAUGAAACGGUUGUUGAAGUAACCCCAAAAAUACGUGCUAUUGGUGCGGAAAUAUGCAGUUUUCAUAUUGUGAAUAAGCAUCAUGGUGAAGCACCCUUCCAGAUUGUUUUAAAACCACACGGCUACGCUCAACUUAAAGCAAAGAAAACGUUAAACUGUGAAAAACGUAGAAAUUAUAAAUUUGACAUUGCUGCAAUCAGUUGCGAAGGAAAACAAAGCUUGAAUGCCACUGUACAUAUCACCGUAAUUGAUAUCAACGAAUAUCCACCAACAUUUUUGGAACCAUCAUAUGUCCGUCAAGUGGAUGAAGGUCGUUUAUACGAAGAAAUCUUACGGGUCGAGGCAUCUGACAGAGAUUGUACACCAAAAUAUGGCGAUGUUUGUAAAUAUGAGAUCCUUACCAAUGAUCAACCAUUUGUUAUUGAUAGUGAAGGAGCUAUUCGUAAUACAGAACCAUUGGAUUACGACCGUUCCCAUAAUCAUAUCUUAAGUGUUGUGGCCUACGAUUGUGGCAUGAAACAAUCCUUACCUGUUAUGGUAACGAUUAAAGUGAAUCGAUUAUGCCAAUUAGGAUGGAAAGGUAUUUCUGAACGAAUUGACUACGCUCCAAUGAGUGGCAAACAAUACAUGUUCCCGUCAGCAAGUUUAGAUUUAUGCGACGUACCAUGCAACGUAAAGUCGUUACAUACAAGUGUCUCACUUGUGACAGGACAUAUUGGUAAAGGAUGCGAUCGUGACACAUACAGUGUACAAUCCCAACGUAAAAUAUGCGGAGCAAGUCCUGAUUCAAUUGAUUUAUUACCAACACCGGAUACUGGAUCAGAAUGGACGAAACCAUUAAUAUCAGAUGAAGGACAUGAAUCCGAUCAAAUAUUUGAAUUUGAUGGACAAAAUUCAGCUGUUGCUAUACCAAAUAAUGUAUUAAAUCAUGAAUUAGCUAGUGUUUUUACUAUUUCCACAUGGAUGAAACAUAAAAAUCAUUUACCUGUUGAUAAACAUCGUAAAGAACAUAUCCUAUGUUUGGCCGAUGAUCAUAAAAUGAAUCGUCAUCAUUACGCUUUGUUUGUAAGAAAUUGUCGCUUAAUUUUAUUAUUACGUCGUGAACGACGGUCCGAAGGUGACUUAAACAUUUUCCGUCCAGCUGAAUUCCGGUGGAAGAUUCACCAGGUCUGUGAUAAUCAAUGGCAUCAUUAUGCAGUCAAUGUACGUUUCCCCGAUGUCGAAUUGUAUAUUGAUGGUGUUUUAUUCAAGAAUGAAAAGAAAAAUCCAGAAAUUAUUGAUGAUUGGCCAUUACAUCCCACAAAAGGCAUUAAUACUACUCUUACUGUUGGUGCUUGCUGGCAAGGAUCAGACAAUAAAAUGAAACAUCAUUUCAAAGGAUACUUAGCUGGUUUAAAUGUUCUUUUAAAGAAAACCGAAAAACCAGAAGUAUUAAGUUGCCUACACAAAUGUAAAGAAAGUUUAGAAGUACCUGCCAUGGAAUUGUUGCAACCAGGAAUGGAAUUGUUAACUAACUCAGAUUUAACGGAAUUGAGUAUCGAAGGUGACAAUAAAACAAACUUAGAAGUACUUAUGCGUAAAGUUGGUUACUCAAAUACACGAGAAUUCCCAACACCUGGACGUCGUAAUAUUCACGUAACUACUUCCGUAAUGUGUGAUAAUGGUAAAUCGGUGAAAAUCGCUCCAAUUGAAUCAUAUGUAAUGGUACUCCAACCACAAACACCGACCAUCAAUGUAAACGGUACCACAAAUAUUGCCCGUGAAUAUUCCGAUUUCCGUCAAGGUGUGCGAAUAUUCGCUGAUAUUCAUGUACAAGUUUUGUCCAAUGAUCGAUCAAAAUUACGUGCACCCGCUCAACAGAAAUUAGAUGAAUGUUCAAUAUCUGUGUAUCCAAGUUUGAACCCAGAUCAUGAGAGUGUUAAUUUACCAGAGAAUUUGUUACAAAACUUUGGCAUUGUCGCUAAGAUCACUAAAGAUGGCAUCUCUUUGACUGGUUCAGACAUGAUCUUGAAUUAUGAACAAAUUCUUCGUGAAAUUCAAUACAUCAACCAAAAACCUGCAUACUACUUGAAUCGUGUAUUCAAAUUAAUUUGCUCUGAAUUAAAUGGACGAUUUGUCAGUAAUGAAUACGCUCAAACACUUACUGUAAUUCAUCCACGAUUGGUUGCCGCUAUCAAGAGUAUGGAAGAGAACAAAGAUAACGAAAUGGAAAUACCUAAAGAAAAUGAUGACCAAUCGAAAUCAGAAGAAAAGAAAGGUGAUCAUCUUGAAGACAUUGCAAAACCACCAAUUAAUUUGGAUAAUCAAGCCGAAUCAAUUAUUGCUAAAGCCAUGGUACAUCGACACAAUGUGGAAAUGAAACCAGCUCAAAUUUUACCAGAAGAAUAUUUAUCAGCAAGCUUAACCGAUCGUACUCAACAAGUUCUAGCUAGUGGUAGUCAUGCAGUAACAAUCAUAAUUGUUUUAUGCGUUGGAUUCCUCUUAUUCAUGAUUGUUUUGGGUGUAAUUCGUAUACGUUCUGCACAACAAAAUGGCGCUCCAUUUACAGAAAUUUUAGGAUCUGGAAUUGCCGGCUCCAAACAUCAUAAUGUUGAAACUGGUGACAUCCAAGAUACUGAAAUGGCAUGGGAUGAUUCCGCUUUGACAAUUACAGUUAAUCCAAUGGAUAUGGAUAAUGCCCCAACUGCAGCUGGUGUCAAAUUAUCAGACUCAAGUGGACAUCGUAUAGCUGGUGUUAAGGACAACACAAUGGUAAAUGAAUUAAGUUGCAGCGAAGACGAUGAUUCAUGCGAUGAAGAGCAAUCAGAAGAUUCUGAUGAUGACUCACAAGAUGAUAGUGAAUGUGAUACUGGAAGGCGCAGAUUGGAUCAUUGCGUUGGCGAAUCAAGCGAUGAUGAAGAAAAUUGCAUCGCAGGAACUAACGGUGGUCGCCGUAACAAAUAUCAAAAUGUAAACCAAUUAGAGUGGGAUAAUUCAACAAUGUAAACGGUAUGCAAAUCAUAAGCACACAUUUAGUAUACAAAAAAAAGUAUAAUUAUUAAUUUUCUUUCUUAAAAAAAUUGCUAUUAUUAUUAUCUGCCAGCGGUUUUUAAUUAGAAAAAAAACAAAAACA